GAUAUUAACCAUUACAAUUAAAUAAUAAAUUGCAUGUUUGGAAUAUGAUGAAAUUAAUAAAAUGAAAGUGGCAUGAAUUUUUAGUUGAAAAAUACUCAUAGCCUACAGGUGUCUAACCUACAUGGUAAGUAGAACAUAAUUUUACAUUAUAAUGUUUUCCUAAUUAUUUAAUAAUAAUUAUGUAGGUAUUGACAAAUUUUGAUAAUUUUUGUUUUGUACUUACCACUAUUGUGUUUGUUUUCGUUACCAUCGUGGCUGUUUGGGACUAGAUCGACCAGUGGUGCAACUGAAAAAUAAUUUCUUCAAUUUUUUUUGGGGGGGAGGGAGUUACAUUGUUACGAUGUAUGUUAAUACUCGUACAAUAAUAUAAUAAUAUAUGUUAAUAGGUAUAUACGGUAACAUGCUGGCAGCAUCGAAAAAACAAGAUUCUGGAUACCCCCCCCCCCAUCAUGGUUGCGUCACUGAGAUACGCCUUGCUAUUUUCACGGUACCUAUAGAUUAAAUCUAUUUAUAAUUUUAUAUCUUAUAAUUUACAAAGAUUACAUCCAUUCUGUGCUAUAAAUUAUAAUACACGGUUUAACUGGAUAUAGUGAUAAUCACGGUCUUCAGGUCUUCUGUUUAAGACCGCGGUGGCGUGGACACGUGAUGAAGCUCUUGAAAAAUACCUACAGACUGCGGCCAAUAUGGAGAAGACAUUAAUAUCUUAAAUCGUGGUGAAGAUCUACCAGUGCUAUUAUCUUAAACAUUUAUCAGUUAUGAGCAUGGUCUUCCAAGACCAUGACCGCGGUCAUGAGUUUAUAAUUGAUAGUGUAAUCUAAGGCCAUGCGUCCAUGAACACGAGUAGAGUUUAAUAUCGAUCUCUAAUCGUGGGCAAUGAUUUCCAAAGAAAUAUUUUAUAAACUUAAUAACCUUAGACGUUGUAGGAAAUAUUCUCCGAGCUGUAGAUAUCUUAGUAAUGAUAUUUGGAAUGAAGAUUUGACAAUAGGUCUAAAACUAAAAAUUGAGAAAUACUGGAAAGAUAAAUUAUGUAAAGGCAGUUUUUAUAAAAAUAAUAUCGAUAAAAAAUUCUAUGUGUUGUCGAUGUUUCCUUAUCCGUCUGGUCAAUUACACAUGGGUCAUGUUCGAGUGUAUGUAAUUGCAGAUUCAAUUGCUAGGUUUCAUCGUAUGAACGGACAAAAUGUAUUUCAGCCUAUGGGAUGGGAUGCAUUUGGGCUUCCUGCUGAGAACGCAGCUAUACUACAUGGCUUACCAGCUGAUAAAUGGACUAGUUCAAAUAUUGAUCACAUGAAAAAACAGCUUCAAGAACUUGGAUGUAGUUUUGAUUGGUCUAAUGAAUUAGCAACUUGUGAUCCAACUUAUUAUAAAUGGACUCAAUGGUUCUUUCUAAAAAUGUUUCAAUCUGGACUUGUUUAUGCUAAGGAAGCUGAAGUUAAUUGGGAUCCAGUAGAUGAAACAGUAUUAGCUAAUGAACAAGUAGAUGAAAAUGGACGUUCUUGGCGGUCUGGUGCUUUAGUUCAGAAAAAAGUACUGAAACAAUGGUUUAUAAAAACAACGCAAUUUUCCAAAGCUCUGUUUGAAGGACUAAAUGAUCCAUCAUUAAUAGAUUGGAGGGACAUUAUCAACCUACAAAAACAUUGGAUUGGAGAAUGUGAUGGAUAUAAAUUUGAUUUUAAACUAUAUACUGAUAAUGUAUAUAGAACAAUACUCAAUGUUUGGACACAAUAUCCAGAAUAUGUACCAUUAGCUGCUUUUAUUUGUGUUAAGCCCGACUCUUUUGUACAUAAAUAUUAUGUCCUGAAUCAUAAAAAUGUAUACAUCAAGAAUCCGAUUACUGGCAGCAAAUUACCGAUUUUAGUUACUGAUCGUGUAAUGUAUCCAGAGGGGCAAGAAACACGCUUAGCUGUGCCACAUGCAAAUUCUAUUGAUAAAGAAUUAGCAGAAGAGCAUGGUAUUUUUUAUUCAGUAAACCAAAACUCAUAUUUAUCUAGAGAAAUAAUUUGUGAAAAAGCAAAAGAGUUAAAUUUUGGUGGUUAUCAAGUAAGCUCUAAAUUACAGGAUUGGUUAAUAUCUAGACAAAGAUAUUGGGGUACUCCUGUACCAAUUAUUCAUUGUACCGAUUGUGGAGCUCAAGCUGUACCAGAAGAUCAAUUGCCAGUAAAAUUGCCAAUGCUUGAUGUGCAAAGUGGUAAAAAGUUUAAAUUGUUAGAAUUAGUUGAAGAAUGGAUUAAGACUACUUGUCCAAAAUGUGGUAAAGAGGCCAAAAGAGAAACAAAUACAAUGGAUACAUUUGUGGAUUCCAGUUGGUAUUAUAUGAGAUAUUUGGAUCCUAAAAAUAGUUCUCAGCCAUUUGAUAAGACUUUGGCGAACAAAAUGAUGCCUGUUGAUAUAUAUGUUGGUGGAAAAGAACAUGCUGUUUUGCAUCUAUAUUAUGCGAGGUUCUUUAACCACUUUCUACAUUCCAUUGGUUUAUCUCCUUGUUUAGAACCGUUUAAAAAACUGUUGGUUCAAGGAAUGGUGAUGGGUCAAAGUUUUAAAAAUAAAAUCAAUGGCUCAUAUUUAAAAGAAGAUGAAGUAAUAAAAAAAGGUAAAUCAUUUUUCUCUAAAGAUGGUGACCACCCGGUUAUUGCAACAUGGGAAAAAAUGAGUAAAUCUAAAUACAAUGGUAUUAAUCCAAUGAAUACUAUAAAUGAAUAUGGAGUCGAUACCAUGCGAUUAUUAAUAUUGUCUAGUGUUGCACCUACAUCUAAUAGAAAUUGGAAUUCUGAUACAUUUCCUGGAAUUUUAAAUUGGCAACAUAGAUUAUGGUUGACUAUAAGAGAAUUUCGAACUGUUAGAAAUGAUGAUGAUGUUCAAAGAGAUGCAAUUGAUUUAUCUAUAUUCCAAAAAGAAGAAAUGAAAUUACUUGAUGCACGAAAUUAUCAUGUCAAAAAAACUUCAAGUAACUUCAGAAAAUCAUAUCAAUUGAGUGUAGCCAUUUCAAAACUUCAAGGGUUGACAAAUAUUUUAAGAAAGUCUUCUAAAGAGGUGAUUAAGUUUAGUGCAGAAUAUGAAAGACUACUGGCUGUUCAAAUAAUAAUGUUAACUCCGAUGGCUCCUCACUUUGCAUCUGCUUUAUGGAGUGGAUUUGUGUCUGCACCAGGUCGCAUAAAUCAUAAAUGGGAACAAAUUAAUUGGGAAAAUGAUGUAAUUGAUCAAAAAUGGCCACAAGUGGAUAGUGACUAUAUUUUAAAUUUAUACUGCUUGGUUAACAAUGCUGUCAAAUGUGUAUUGCCAAUGCCCAAAAGAGAAAUGGCAAUACUUACUAAAGAAACAGCUAUACAAUUAACUAUGAAUCAAGAUAUUAUUAAAGAAUAUACAUCAUCUUGGAAUAUCAUUGAUAUUGGAUUCCAGUCAUAUGAGGACAAUGAUUCAUAUGUGUUUAUUAAGACUGACCGGACAUCUGUCGCAAAAAUUAAAUCAACUAGUUCUAAAAUUGUUAAAAACAAUAUUAAGUUAUAAGAAACAUAAAUAUUACUUUCAAUAUUUAUUAAUUAUUAUAUAUUAUACAUCAAUGUAAGAAAGUAGAAACAUCAAAUAGUAUAAAAGCAAGUAUAUACCAUAGAAUCUGGAUACUCUAAUUACUUUUUUAAAACAAUAAUACAUUAACAAAUUAUAGAUACUGCAUGUACAUCAUCAAAAGUGUAAAAUUAUAUUUAAUAUAACAAAUUGUUUUACAUGUUUUGUUAUAGGAUUAAAGUAGUGUUUUUACACUAAAAUAUAUAGCAUUUUAUAUAAAAAACAAAAAAAAGAUCAACUGGUAAAGAUACCUCUAUGUACCAAAAAUAUUCUCGGUAAUGUUACUCUUGUAAACAAUAACAUGUAAUGUAAAAAGCAUCAUAGAGAAUCUAUUUGUAUUUAUAUUAAAGUUUCCCCUAAAAUGGAUGUUUGAAUGACGCAAUCCAAGUUCUUAAUAUCUAGAAUAAAGUAUUUUUAUUAUGUCUUAGAAAUUGUUUUGAAUUUAUAAAAUUAUUAACCAAUUCUAUUAGAAAAUAAGCUCAUAUUGAAUUAAAUGAUUGGGUCUAUUGAAGAAGCAAAGUAAUCAAUUAGUACUAGAAUGUUAGACGAUUUUUUGAUAUUCAGUUUAUUUGAUAAUUUAUUUUAAUCAUCAAAGUUUAAUAUUCAAAUAUGCAGUAAUUAUCUCAGAACUAAGGCUGGGUAAGUGAAUAUUUUUUAUUUUAAAAGUUAUUUUAAACUCAUUCAGUUUGUAAUAAAUGGACAAAUUUUUUUUACAUUUUAUAAUUGGUAAAAAAUACUGUAUAUCUUCUAAUAGAUGAAUUUCAUUAUAUUUCAAGGAUCAUUGACAUGUGUCCUUACAUGAAAUAUACGAGUAUUUAUAAGGGAUGUGUGAACAAUGGAGGGUAGUAGACUAAGACAAAUUCUUCUCCUCAAUCAGAGAAGGGAAUUUAAAGUUGAAGCAACCAAUAGAUUUGGUCACAUUUCUAGAUGUCAAGGCAAUUUCGAUUUUCUCUCAGGAAUCCGAUCCAUGUACAACAUAGAUAAUAUGCGUGCAGGUGAAAUUGCUUUUUCUAUGAUGUUUGAGUAAUUGUAGAGUAAAAUCACCUACUACAAAAAUUAUA
Molecule: messenger RNA, 4616 nt
Organism: Myzus persicae (green peach aphid)
Lineage: Eukaryota; Metazoa; Arthropoda; Insecta; Hemiptera; Aphididae
Gene: LeuRS-m
Product: probable leucine--tRNA ligase, mitochondrial
Exons: 11
Coding region: 874-3498 (874 amino acids)
Biological process (GO): mitochondrial translation; leucyl-tRNA aminoacylation
Cellular component (GO): mitochondrion
Molecular function (GO): leucine-tRNA ligase activity; ATP binding; aminoacyl-tRNA deacylase activity
Source: RefSeq, a predicted model, not a curated record